CGCGCUCCCGACACAGGCACAGCGGCGGAGAAGAAGAACGAUGUUCCAGGUGCAGCUGCAGGACUCUCUGAUUGGUGGAGACUCGUAUCAGCUGGUUUCUCUUCUUCAGUCUGAAGGUCUGAGUAGCUCCGCCCUCAACACUCUCGACCAAUGGGUUACCAAGGAUCUGAGUGGGCGUGGCUUCAGCAGAGUCGUGGUCGUGUUGAAGUCUUUACGGAUCCUGUCAGAGAACAGAGGCGACGUUCAGACGCUCCUAGAUUAUGGACUGACUACAAAAGUGUUGCUGUGGUUCAAGGCUGUCUGUGACUUACUGACCUCUGACCUCCAUAAAAGCUCCGCCCCCCUGCUGAGCCUGACUGAGGAGUUCUUCGACUACUUCCUGGUCCUGUCUCAGGCGUCUCUCCCAGUCAGUCAGCUGUCUGUGGUUCUUCUUCAGUUGGCUCAGUUCACUCUGGAACCAGAACUCCACUUCCCCCUGAGACUGGAGGCCAUCAGAACCUUUAACAGCAUCUUGGAGUCUCUGAGCCGAGAGCAGCGGAGACUGAUCCAGAACGAGCAGAACCAGAACAAGAUGCUGGAGAAGGUGGCAGCAGCCGUCCUCACAGUUGGUGACUACGAGCUGCAGGUUAGCCUAUCAGAGGCUCUGUGUCGUCUGACACCCAGGAAGGAUCGACAGCAGAGAGCCAAUCAUUGGUUCUGCAGUAGUGACAUCAGUGGCGCAUUUUGUGACAUCAGAGACGGAGACUUUGAGGUGGACUGCAGACGUUUCCUGAAUUUUGUGAACCGUUACCAUGGCGACCAGAGGAGAAUCUACACCUUCCCUUGUGUCCGGGCGUUUCUUGAUUCCACUCAGCUGUUUCCACCAAAAGACGACAAACUGGACGAGUUCUGGAUCGAUUUUAACGUCGGUUCAGGAUGUGUGAGCUUCUUUGUCGACGAGCCUCAGGGUUUCCUGUGGGGCUCCAUCCACCUGCUCAGAGAGGAUGUUGAUAACUUCAUUCUUCAAGUCACACAAGACGAAUGCACUGCGGCGAAGACGGUCCUCAGUGUUCAGCUGAUCAAUCCCAUCAUGCAUCACAGCAGCCGAGGUCAGAAGGUGGAGCUGAGCUUCAACUAUGAACAUCAGAGAGAACUGGAGGAGGCUGCGGAGAGAGUCUUCACGAGAGUGAAGGGCGCCCCCUGUGGUUCAGAGCCAGGGGAUCCAGUCAAGGCCCCGCCCCCUGCAAAGGGACCCGGUCGAUCGUACAACAGGAAGAAACCACAGAGCAAGAGUCAGCUGAAGAUUCUGCCCCUGUCGUCUCCCAGCAGCGACGAUGACUCCUCAGUGAUGAAGAACUCAGGAAAAAGUCGAGCUGAGUUUCUAUUUGAUCAGAUCAGACACUCGACUCCGAAGUACGACUCAGGUGCUCCUGUCCAUGCAGAGCCACAGGUCUCACAGGAACACGAGUUUGCAGGAAGUAGUUCUCCAAUACUAACGGAAGUGUUCAGCAGAGAGAGGAAGAGAGUCGCUGCAGACUCAGGUUACCUGUCAGACCAAACUGAGGGCACGACGGCCAAUAAGAGGAGGGUGGAGCCUCAGACAGAAGAGGAGGAGCCUCAUUCAUCAAUGACAGAAUGUUCACCGGAGGAGGCGGGGCCUCCAACAGGAGAGGAGGGGGUGUUUGAAGACUGGGCGGGUUCUAAUGACAAGAGGGAGGCGCCCGUAAACACACCGGGGUCGGGGCCGGAGUCAGAACUGACGUCAGACAUCACGGCUGCUUUCAGAAGCUUCAAAGAACGACUGGAGCACAACUUCACCGUCAGUAGCCCCCGGUCAGUCUGUGGUUCUCCAUCAUCAGCAUCAUGUUCUGACCUCCACUGUUCUCAGGGCGGCUGGACCACGAUUCAGAACCAGGUUCUACUGUCGCUGAGAGAGAGUCAACAACAGGUGUCAUCACUGCUCACAGCUGUCCAUCAACACAGGUUGUUGCUGUUGCAGAAGUUUGAAAACGACGUCACUGAUCAACUCAAACAAUUGGAAGAAAACUCAACAACUGUGAACAGCAUGAACACACAGAUACUGAGUUUUUUCCAGAAUGAGAUGCAGCGACUCGGCUCCUUCUGCGACGAACAUCAGCAGCGGUUGAAAUGUUUGGUGAACGGACAAUCAGAAAAUCCUUCCACUCAGUGAAGGAGAGACGACGUCGUCCUAUCAGAGAAUUCUUCAGAUCUGGUUUCAGUCGUCUAUUGGGAAUGAAAAUCCAGAUCAAUCAUCGUUUUCACAUUUUUCUGAUGUUUGAGUUUUUUUAUUUUUCUACUUGAGUUAAAGGGUCAGACUCUUCUGACUGAGACAAAUAAAGAAAAAUAAAGAGUC
This is a messenger RNA of Pleuronectes platessa (European plaice), 2353 nucleotides long. RefSeq names its product synaptonemal complex protein 2-like (gene sycp2l). Bases 41 to 2170 code for a protein of 709 amino acids. The transcript has 24 exons. The record is from RefSeq and is a predicted model, not a curated record. Lineage: Eukaryota; Metazoa; Chordata; Actinopteri; Pleuronectiformes; Pleuronectidae.